AUGUUCCUCGCGCUCCUCCUCGCUAGUGCAUCGAGCAUUGACGAAAGCGGACUCGCCAACCAGGUGAGGCAACGGGCAGCGGCGCUUCUCUCUUGCUGCCAUCUGUGCUGCAACACCACGUCGCUCGUCGCUGGCGUGACAGCGCCAAAAGCAUGGCCAAAGCGGGGCGGUGGGAACUGGCGGGACCUCUUGUUGCCCAUCUCCAGGACACUUGAUGACGCAUCGCUGCUCGUGGAUGGGGACGUCUACAUCUUCGGGGUUGCAGCUGGGAGGUCCCUCCUGAGCUGGCGAGACAUCCUGCUCCGAAACGAGGUCCGAACCUGGGGGGCGAGAAAGGGCACCUCCGUAGCUCCGCCGCUUCGCUCGCCACCCAAGAAGUGGUACGGAUUCGACUCCUUUGCGGGCUUGCCGGAGACGAAUCGCGACGAGAAGCUUGCGGGAUGGCGCAAAGGCAGCUAUCGUAAUACACAACAAGGGCCUCGCGAGAUUGCGCGCAGAUACUUCAACGAGGACGACCGGCGCUCCUCUGGUAUUCCGUUCAAGGUCUCGCUCGAGCUUAUCCCAGGCUUCUACAAUGAUUCGCUGACUACCGGCAUCAUCGCGCAGUUUGACAUGAGGCGAGCAACGUUUGUGGAGAUCGACUGCGAUCUGUACCUCAAUGCAGCGCCGGUCAAGCACUCCGUCAUUCGCGACAUUGCCGGCGCAGCUGUGGAGCAAGUGAGCGGCGGCCACCGCCGACUCACUGCUGCGCUGCACGCGGCGAAGCGAAAUGGAACGAGCGACUCCUUCUCUCAGCGGUUGGUUGCUCAUGCGACUGCGGCGGCUCUCAACAUGACCCAGGAUCGGAUCGUCGAUGCCGUCGCAAAGCGGCUUGUCGAGGAGCAGGAGGAGGCGUCCCGCCGCCGGCUAGUCGCGGAGCAUGACGCCCGUGGACGCCGUCUGGACACAAUCGUGUCCAGCACUUGCCACGCUACGUGCGAGGGCAACUCAAACAUUAAUCCGGGCUGCGCCAUCUGCAAGUCCGAGCCCAGGCAAGGCAAUGCGGCGGGGCCGCGGAACAGCGCAUUAAAUGUAAACGGCUGGAAUUGCGGCAAUGCAAUCACGUGUCCGGCCGGCAGCGGGUGCGUCGCUCGCGACACCCGCAGCUAUCGAGGAACCAUUUUCGAGUGCUAUGAGGGCGCUCCUCCGUACCUGCUCAGCGCCCUCGAGGGGCGAGAGCCGACUGAAGCGCUGCCUCCCUCGCUGGGAAAGCUCAGACUCGCCUUCUCGAUCGAGGCGGGCAUCGAGAUUCAGGCAGAGGCGGCGGCCGCGUUGGACGAAGCGAGGGAGAUUGACCUCCUUGAGAAGUUCGGAAAGCCGGUCGACAUCGCAUAUGGCAAGAUCAUCCCUGUUUCUCCGUAUGGAGCGGUCCUGACCUUUGAAAUCGACGCCCGCGUCAGGCUGCGGCUUCCGCUCGCAGUACACGCGACCUUCGAAGCCGCCGGUACAGCAAACUUGCUCGUCAAGUACGACAGGGAGUGGGAGGUCAACACGGACCAGCAGGGACUAGAGCAGAGCCAGCUGUCACCAAACAUCGAUGCUUGGCAGCUGACGACCGUCGACAACUCACAGCUGGAGUAUUCGGUGUCGGGCGGGGUCGCGGCCUCACUCUCUGCCAAAGUUGGCUGCUGGGUGGAGAUCGAGCUGCGGCUGGCCGCCCACAUCGCCACGUCAAUCACUCUGUAUGGAGAGGCAGCCGCGAGGUGGGAGGUCAUGGGCGGCACCGAUGCCUCGGCCUGCGUCACCGCCGCCGUCAACGCGGCCCCCUCCUUCCAGUGCCAGCGUCUGCACACGAGCCUGACGCCGUACGUCGAGUACCCUGACAGUCAGGUCGCCGUUCCCGUCUCAUCGGGCUCGGCCGCCAUUGGCUUCUGGCUCUACGCGCCGUACCCUCAGAUUAGCCUGCGCGUCGGGUGGGAAAUGGGCACGAGCGCGAGUCUACUCGACCUCUGCGUGGGCUGCUUGACGUAUCCAGCGGCCGGCACGCUAUCGGUGUGCCCGUCCGGCGUAUCGUGGGACAGCUACCUCGGCCCUCCUGACGACCCAGGGCAGGGCGAGGAGCACCCCUACGGAAGGUACAUGCUCCGGGUGACCCACGUCGAGGAGAUCUCGUUUGACAUAGCAUCGGACUGGUGGUCGCCGGCAUCAGGGCCUCACCCACCGACACUUCUGCAGAGAUUCAUCGCGACGCCUUCCAUCGCGCUUGCCACGCCACCCACCCCCCAGCCCUUGGCUCAGAUCGGUAACGUGUGUUCGGGGGCUGGCUACACAGACCAGUUCGUGUGCUACGAUGGUGAGUACCCCAAAAUCACCUGCAUUCGUGCGCUCUGCAGCGGGGGUGUUUACACCGAUGACGUGGUACAGUGCCCCAACCUGGAUCGCAAUUCUCUAAGCAGCAUCGCGACGAGUGGCGGCAUCGCUGGCAGCCUCGCAGAGUUCAACCUCAAUGGUGCCGGAUACUCCUGUGGCAACCAGCAGACGCUGAGUUUUGACCGGAAGGGCAUUAUGGGCGCGGCCAUACAGCUCUUCCGCAGCUCGGGGAAUACCCCCAACCCACACCAACUCGGCAUCCGCAUGGGUCCCCGCAGCUCUGCGGGCCAUUUCGACUACAUGUUCAACUUUUACCACGACGCUCCUUUGUAUUGCCAGAACGUGAACAACUUGCACUGCGAUUGUCGUGCCAACUUCCACGACUUUAUUAGCAGCAACGAAAACGCUCCGGCUCGGGCCAUCGCGUGCAAGUAUACUGUCCCCUCGGAAUGGGGGGGGCGGCCCCCCGUCGUUUGUGCACCCGACUCGUGGAACCCGAGCUGGGCCUCGAACCCGACACCUUCGGAGGCAUGCGCGGCAUGGGCAAGGGACGAGACGUGGGGAGCGCUCAAGAACGGACUAUCUCUCUAUGAGGCAUGCCAACAAUGGUGGCCACGCAACCGCUGCGCGACCACAUGUUGUGCCGUCAAGCAGGGCUGA
Emiliania huxleyi CCMP1516 is the source of this 3009-nucleotide messenger RNA. RefSeq lists its product as hypothetical. The transcript is spliced from 2 exons. The coding region runs from base 1 to 3009 and encodes 1002 amino acids. Lineage: Eukaryota; Haptophyta; Isochrysidales; Noelaerhabdaceae. The record is from RefSeq and is a predicted model, not a curated record.